CAUAUAGAUAUAUAGUUUAGAUCCAGCAGGUGGCGGUAAUGAGACAUUUCGUGUUCCCUCCGUCAGUAGAGCAGCAGCAGAAGAAGCAGACAGGAAGUGGCCGGUACUCCCCCGCCUCUCUCCGGUAGGUCAGCUGACCGUCAGCCGGUCUGCUGUCAACCUGCUGGUUUUCCGCACCGUGACCCGGACAACAGCACCGAGGCCCCGCGUCUCUGUGUCCCCUCCGCCGGAGCUCCUGACCCGGACACUCCCGCUGCUCGCUCCCCGCUGUCAGCUGCGGAUCCUCGGCCUGAACUGAGCCGAGCUCUCGGUAGCCCGGACCCCGGCCCCGGUACCCAGGGCUUCUCUCCCCCGGCCCCCCGGCUCCCCGGCUCCCCCUCCCCGGUUCCCCGGUUCCCCGGUCCCGGCAUGGCUCUGCUGGAGCUCGCCAUGCAGGGUCUGGCCGUGUUCGGCUUCAUCCUGUUCUGCGUGCUGUGGAUGAUGCACCUCAUGUCCAUCAUCUAUGUGCGUCUCCACCUCCACAGGAAGAGGUCAGAGGUCAAGCAGCCGUUCCUGCAGAUGUUGGGAGUUUCUCUGCUGAAGCCGCUGAAAGGAGUCGACCCCAAUCUGAUCUCCAACCUGGAGACCUUCUUUACCCUGGAUUACCCCAAGUAUGAGGUCCUGCUGUGUGUCCAGGAUCAGGACGAUCCAGCCGUGGACGUCUGUAAGAAACUUCUGGGAAAAUAUCCAAACGUGGACGCUCGACUGUUUAUUGGCGGGAAAAAAGUGGGAAUCAACCCAAAGAUCAACAACCUGAUGCCGGGAUACGAAGGAGCCAAAUACGGGCUGGUGUGGAUCUGUGACAGCGGCAUCAGAGUGAAACCCGACACCCUGACAGAUAUGACCAAUCAGAUGACAGAGAAGGUGGGAUUGGUCCAUGGCUUGCCGUACGUCGCUGACCGUCAGGGCUUCGCCGCUACGCUGGAGCAGGUGUAUUUCGGAACUUCCCAUCCUCGCUCCUACAUCUCUGCUAACGUGACGGGUAUAAAGUGCGUGACUGGGAUGUCGUGUCUGAUGAGGAAGGACGUGCUGGAUCAGGCCGGCGGAUUGGUCGCAUUCGCCCAAUACAUCGCCGAAGAUUACUUCAUGGCUAAAGCUAUCGCUGACAGAGGAUGGAAGUUCUCCAUGGCAACGCAGGUCGCUCUGCAGAACUCUGGCUCGUACUCCAUUGGUCAAUUCCAGUCUCGGAUGAUCAGGUGGACUAAGCUGAGGAUCAACAUGCUUCCUGGUACUGUGUUGGAGCCGGUCUCUGAGUGUUUCCUGGCGAGCCUCAUCAUUGGCUGGGCAGCUCAUCAUGUGUUCAGGUGGGACAUGAUGGUGUUCUUCAUGUGUCACUGUCUGGCCUGGUUUCUAUCAGAUUACAUCCAGCUGACUGGAGUCCAGGGCGGCCCGCUGUGCUUCUCUAAGCUGGACUUCGCCGUCGCCUGGUUCAUCAGAGAGUCCAUGGCCGUGCAGAUCUUCCUGUCGGCUCUGUGGGACCCCACCAUCAGCUGGAGGACCGGACGCUACCGGCUGCGCUGCGGCGGCACCGCCGAGGAGAUCCUCGAUGUUUAGUUACCACGGCAACCGCCUGCACCUUCCUCUCCAUCCUACUUAUCAUCCUCAUCCUCCCGUCAAUGAACGGAGAGGAUCCCAGAGAGAGACUGACAUUCAUGUUUCUGUUUUAUAUGAGAACAACUGAUGUGUGUGUGUUACUGUGAGUGUGUGUGUGUGUGUGUUACUGUGAGUGUUUGAGUGUGUGAGUGUGUGAGUGUGUGAGUGUUUGAGUGUGUGAGUGUGUGAGACUAUUUAUGUUUCUUUUUUGGUGCUAAAACUAAACGAUGCCAGAAGAAGCCGAUAAUGAUGAAAGAAGGAAAAACAGGUCGGAGUGAGAGAUCGCACUGAAUCGUCUGAUCUUUGAUCGGAACUGAUAACUCCCGCCUCUCAAAUCAGAAAUCUGCCAAUCAGAGGAGAGGAUUUACAUUUCUCUGUGCUGAUUGGCUGAUGAUGGGUUUUUUCUGCUGGCUUCAAAAUGUUUCAUGUUUUUGUUUUUUUUGUUUUUUGAAGAAAAUUAAAAUAAUUGUUUACGCUUAGCUUAACGAGCUCGUUAAGUCUGAGUGACAGCUGUCAAUCAAACAGGCUGCAGCAGCGCGACGUGUUGCUGAUCUUUGAGUUUCUUCGUAUUUUAACGUUUUUCAGCUGGGUUUUACGAGAGAAAAAAAGCAUAAAUAAUUUCUGAGCUGCGUUAAAAAAAACUUUAUUCAGUCGUUUAUUUGAACAGAAGCACAAAUAUUUUCUCCUGUUUGUGACGUCCAGCAUCCAGAAAUUACAUGUUAAUUAAACUAUUAAUUAAUUAAUUAAACAUUUAGAUCCUGAUGAAGAUGAUGAAGAUGAUCUCGCUUCGUCACAUUCAGGAGAAAAUGUUUCUUCUUAAUUAUUAAAUGUAAAAACAGUUUUGAUUGUUGCAGCUUUAGCGUAAAAAACAAAAAUAUGAAAAGAUUUCAGCCAAUGAGGAGACGGAUCUCGUGAUUGGCUGAUUUGUUUUUUGUCUUUAAAUAAAUAAAAAUUUAAAAAAUGAAAAAAAAAAUAAUUUUAUGGAAGACAGACCAUAAAGACAUUUCAUUUUCAAUUUUUUCGUCUUUGAUUAAAAAUGAUCAAACUGAUAUUUUGUAAAUUAAAAAAUGUAAAAAUUAAAAAAGUCUCAUAAACGAGAUUUUUUUUCUUCAUUUUUUUAUUUACAAAAUCAGGAAAAAAAACAGAAGAAGAAUGAAUGAAAAGAUAUUUAUUACAAUACAUGAGAAGACUGAACGUCUCAGUGACAUCACAGUGAGUUAAAGCGUUGCCAUGGAAACACGCUGUUUUGUUUUUUUAGUUUCCCCGACCAAGAAAUAAAUAAAUAAAUAAAGAGUAGUUUCAGAUUUCAGCACUGAGGUAAUUCCAGUAUUCUGACACGGUCGAAACAUUUCAUACAAAACAAACAAACGGACCAAAACAGGAAACACUAAAACUAACCGCCAUUUCUGUGUGUGUGUUGCUUUACCGUUAGCUGUUAGCAUAGCUCAGUGGGGGGGGGGGGUGUAGGGGGGGUUUGGUUGAUGACAUCACCUUCCAGUCGGACGAACCCCCCCCCUCCCCCUUGUUGUCGUCAGAUUUUGUUUAUUGUUGUUUUUUUAAUGAUCUGCUGUAGUCUGCGAACCGACCAAUCACAGGUGAGGAUUGUGUCAACACAGGAACAAUAAAGUUUUAUUCAUUCAAAGUCGA
Scomber scombrus (Atlantic mackerel) is the source of this 3279-nucleotide messenger RNA. RefSeq names its product UDP-glucose ceramide glucosyltransferase (gene ugcg). The record is from RefSeq and is a predicted model, not a curated record. Gene Ontology annotation, molecular function: ceramide glucosyltransferase activity. The transcript has 10 exons. Gene Ontology annotation, biological process: glucosylceramide biosynthetic process. NCBI's taxonomy places the organism in Eukaryota, Metazoa, Chordata, Actinopteri, Scombriformes, Scombridae. The coding region runs from base 409 to 1593 and encodes 394 amino acids. Gene Ontology annotation, cellular component: membrane.